This is a messenger RNA of Loa loa (African eye worm), 552 nucleotides long. RefSeq lists its product as hypothetical. The record is from RefSeq and is a predicted model, not a curated record. Gene Ontology annotation, biological process: actin cytoskeleton organization. Gene Ontology annotation, cellular component: cytoplasm. The transcript has 6 exons. NCBI's taxonomy places the organism in Eukaryota, Metazoa, Nematoda, Chromadorea, Rhabditida, Onchocercidae. Bases 1 to 552 code for a protein of 183 amino acids.
AUGCGGAAACACUACUGUGGAAAAUGUAGUCUACCGGUAUAUUUUGCGGAGUUGGUGCAAGCUGCUGGACGACCAUGGCACACACACUGUUUCCGUUGUGCAAAUCCAGAAUGUGGCAGGUUCAUGGAUAGUCGAUCUUACAAUGAUCAUAAAGAACAGUUGUACUGCAAUCACUGCUACAAAUAUUUGUUCGGGCCUAAAGGUGUCGGUUAUGGUAUUGGUGCCGGAGUGUUACUUACAGCCAGUAGCAAAUACAACGAUUCAAAUAAACGAAGUGAAUUCAACAGUGGUACUGCUAAUGGAAAAAAGCAUACAAUAAUGAAAACUAAUCAGCCAUACUUAAUUCCCAGCUUAUGCAACAUAAAUAGAAAAAGCGGAAAUACUAUUACAAGUGCUGCAGUCACAUGUCGCAAAUGUUCAAAGGAAGUAUAUGAUGCUGAAAAAAUAUUAGCAGGCGGUAUGCUUGCUACGCAAAAGAAUUCGGGCCUCAAGGUUAUGGUCGUGGCGUCAGCGUCGGAAUUUUGUAAACUCGCAAGCACUGCGAAGGAGUAG